UCUCAGCUGCCAACUACCCUUUUCCCUCAACCUCCACACACACACAUCUUCACUUCCUCUGCUUCCCUCAUUUCCAUCUCCAUCUCCGGCGACCCCUAUUUGUCGGCGUCGGAAUUCCGUCUCUUCUCCAACUCUGGCGGCGGCGCAGUACCUCUCUGAGCAGUGUGUCAGCGUCAAGGUUGGUAAUUAAGCUCAGAUCUGAGAGUCUGGAAAAAUGGUUGAAGGAGGUAUUUCUAAGGCAGACAAGACAGAGUUCACAGAAUGCUGGAAGACCUCAUGGAGGACCCCUUACAUUAUGAGGCUAGCCUUGUCGGCAGGCAUUGGCGGGCUCUUGUUCGGGUACGAUACAGGAGUCAUUUCUGGUGCUCUUCUCUACAUUAAGGAAGACUUUAGGAGAGUUGAAAGAAGCACGCUGUUGCAGGAAACCAUUGUGAGCAUGGCUGUGGCUGGUGCCAUAGUUGGAGCUGCACUUGGUGGAUGGCUGAAUGAUAAGUUGGGGCGCAAGAAAUCGAUUCUGAUUGCUGAUUUCUUGUUCUUAAUCGGUUCAAUAAUAAUGGCAAUUGCCCCAAAUCCUUUGGUGAUUAUUCUCGGAAGAAUCUUUGUUGGCUUGGGAGUUGGCAUGGCAUCGAUGACUUCGCCUCUGUACAUAUCAGAAGCUUCACCGGCUAGAAUCAGAGGUGCCCUUGUUAGCACCAACGGCCUGUUAAUUACUGGAGGCCAAUUUUUGUCCUAUCUUAUCAAUCUUGCCUUCACCAAGACACCGGGAACAUGGCGUUGGAUGCUUGGCGUGGCUGGAGUUCCAGCCAUUCUCCAAUUCGUGUUGAUGCUAACGCUUCCGGAGUCCCCUAGAUGGCUCUAUCGAGAAGAUAAAGUGGACGAGGCGAGGGACAUCUUGGAGAGGAUCUACCCGGCUGAUGAAGUUGAGGAGGAGAUGCAAGCCUUGAAGACCUCGAUUGAAGAAGAAAGAGCUCAGGAAAGCGAAAUUGGGGAGACCACUAUGCUGGGGAAAAUUAGGAAAGCUUGGAGUAACAAGGUGGUCCGAAGGGGUCUGUAUGCCGGUAUUACAGUUCAGGUGGCGCAGCAAUUUGUAGGUAUCAACACCGUCAUGUAUUACAGUCCCACCAUUGUACAGUUUGCCGGAUUUGCUUCAAAGAAGACAGCAUUAGCACUGUCUCUCAUCACUUCUGGUCUCAACGCUGUUGGCUCCAUUGUCAGCAUGUGCUUUGUUGAUAGGUAUGGAAGGAGGAGGCUCAUGCUCAUCUCCAUGGCUGGAAUAAUAACUUGCCUUCUGGCGUUGUCCGUUGUCUUCUUCCAAGCCUCGGCCCAUGCUCCGGCUAUCAGCAAACCCGACUCCACCCAUUUGGGAGGCAACUCUACCUGCGCCAGCUAUUCAACUGCCGCGGAUGUAUCCUCCUGGAACUGCAUGACUUGCUUGAGAGCGGCAUCAGAGUGUGCAUUCUGUUCAAAUGGAGAUCACCCAUACUCUGCUGGAGCAUGCUUGGCUUCCAACCCCAACGUAAAGCAAGCAUGCAAGGCAGAACGUGGUCGAGAAUGGUAUACGGCUGGUUGUCCAAGCAAGUUCGGGUUCCUAUCAGUGAUUCUCCUCGGGGCAUACAUCAUCUCCUACUCACCUGGAAUGGGAACAGCACCAUGGAUUGUCAACUCUGAAAUAUACCCACUGAAAUACAGAGGCAUUGGAGGAGGAAUAGCUGCGGUUGCCAACUGGGUAUCCAAUCUCAUAGUAAGCGAGACCUUCUUGUCUCUUACCCACGCUCUUGGCUCAGCCGGCACCUUCCUGCUCUUUGCUGCCUUCUCCUUCACUGGAACUCUGGCUAUUUACUUCCUUGUACCCGAAACCAAAGGCUUGCAAUUCGAAGAGGUAGAAAAGUUGUUAGAACAAGGCUUCAAGCCUGGUUCAAACAAGUCUAGAAAUGCUGCUCAUUCUACUUCUUGAUUGAUGAGAUAAUUGAAGCAUCUUUCUGAUCUGAGAUUCAACAAAAUUUUCGUGUUUUAACCGGUGACUGUAAAUACCUUGUAUUGCAAUCUCUUAGAGAGCCCCCCAUCUCCCUUUUACCAUAUAUUGGAUCGAUCUCAACGACAACAUCCCUAAGGCCAGAAGGAAAACAACUCUAGCCAGUUAGAUAGUAUGAGCGAGCUUGAUUAGUCAAAUCACCUAUGCUUUGAUAGCCCUAGCGAGUUAAUUGCCUUUUUUGUG
Diospyros lotus (date-plum) is the source of this 2215-nucleotide messenger RNA. RefSeq names its product inositol transporter 4-like. Gene Ontology annotation, biological process: transmembrane transport. The transcript has 7 exons. The record is from RefSeq and is a predicted model, not a curated record. Gene Ontology annotation, cellular component: membrane. Gene Ontology annotation, molecular function: myo-inositol:proton symporter activity. The coding region runs from base 215 to 1954 and encodes 579 amino acids. NCBI's taxonomy places the organism in Eukaryota, Viridiplantae, Streptophyta, Magnoliopsida, Ericales, Ebenaceae.